AUGAGAGAUGUGGUAAUACCGGGGCUCAGUUGGGUGAUUGGAGAUGGAAAAUCCAUUAGUUUUUGGAGAGAUAGAUGGCUAGUGCCGGAUACGCUAUUGGAGGUUGCGGUGAAUGAGAUACCACCAAAUCUGGUGGAGGUGAAAGUUAGAGAUUUGUGGCAGAGUGGAAGAGGCUGGAAUCUGAAUCAAAUCGCCCCAUAUAUUUCUGAGGAAGUGAGAUUGCAACUCAUGUCAGCUGUUCUAGAUGAAUUCACACGGGGAUGUGAUCGAGUGUCAUGGGGCUAUACUAUGGAUGGUGAAUACUCGGUGAAGACGGCAUACGCGUUCCUCACCAGAGAUACUGUACCUCGACCGAACAUGGAAGCAUUGUUUACUCGACUUGGUGUCGACCGACACAAGCCUUCUGGUGUCGACCGACACCGAUUCUGGAAAAACCCAGAUCGGACUAUGAACAGUACCUGA
Microthlaspi erraticum is the source of this 462-nucleotide messenger RNA. The record is from the annotation of a GenBank genome assembly. Lineage: Eukaryota; Viridiplantae; Streptophyta; Magnoliopsida; Brassicales; Brassicaceae.